UCUGUGGGGCUACUGUACGGACGGCCAGUGCAGAACUGUUCUGAUGUGUCAAUAAGUUUGAGGCUGGAAUGAGAAGGCCCUGGCGUUUCGACCGGAUUUCAGGGGUCAUCUUCAUCGCAUGAUACAGCCUGACUGACAGAUCCAUCCUCAUCUUUCAAAUACCGUAUUUCCAUAUUCUGUGGCUCUGGUCAGCAGCAGUAUGAAGGGUGGAGGUGGAGGGAAAGAACCUCCUGUGGAGGGAGAGAUCAGCGGAAAGCGGCCCAAACGCAAGUGUCUGCAGUGGCACCCGCUGCUGGCCAAGAAAGCUCCGGACUUCUCUGAGGAAGAGGAGGAGGAAGAUGAAGAAGAGCUGGAGAAGGAGCCGGUGUUAUGUACAGAGAGCGUCGCUCAGGAAGGAGUGUGUGGUGGGAUAGAAGAUGACAGUGAAGAAUACUCCUCUGAGCAGCGGGCUCGUCGGCCCAUGAAUGCCUUUCUGCUGUUCUGCAAACGCCACCGCUCGCUGGUCCGACAGGAGCAUCCGCGACUAGACAACCGGGGGGCCACUAAGAUCCUGGCAGACUGGUGGGCCGUACUGGACCCCAAAGAAAAACAGAAAUACACAGACAUGGCUAAGGAGUACAAGGAUGCGUUCAUGAAAGCUAACCCUGGUUACAAAUGGUGUCCUGCCACCAACAAGCCGGUAAAGAGUCCCUCACACUCUGUGAGUAACUCCCGUAAGAAGGUCUGGUCUCUUCCCUCCAACCCUAAUAAGGAUCCUUCAGUUGCCAAAAAACAGGCCAAAACUGACAGCACACCCCAGCUCAAUUUCGCCAUGGCUGAUCCCAAUAAGAUGGGGGGCCUAAGCAUGCUGCUGUUAGCAGGGGAGCACGCGCUGACCGCCAGAGAGAUUUCCUCCAGCUCUUCCCAGACUGGAUGCACAGAUGUUGCUAAGCACACUGGGAAAUCAGCCCUUUUCCAGCUUGCUGAGAUUUCUUCCAGUCCAGUGCAGCCUGCUGGAGGAAGUAAGAACGCUGAGGACACGAGCUCUCUCACACACGUAGAGGCCUCUGGACCAUCCCAGCCAAGCUCACCUGACCUGCCCAAGAGUUGUGUUAAAUCACCCCUGUUUCAGCUGGCUGAGCAGAUCUCCUCCAGUAGGACUCAGUCAGCAUCUGAGGGAAGGCAGUGCGGCCAGUCGGCUCUUUUCCAGCUCGCUGAGAUGUGUUUGGCCUCUGAGGCGGAGAAGAUAGAAGCUCGAUCCUCCCAGCCCUCUGGUGGAUCCUCCUCUCUCUGUGCUCAGCACAGCUCAAUUAGCACAGCCAUCCCAGACCACGAAGAGCAGCGGGACCCUCCAGAACUUCCUCUCACCACAUCGUCAUCCUCUACCUCCGGCUCCACCUCAUCCUCCCCUACUGACGCAAUCCCUUCUGACAUCAGCCCUUGUAAGACGCCGAAGAAGAAGAAAAAGAAGAAAGAAAAUAAAGAGUCUGACACAAAUCCUCCAUCACCCAAAAAGGUAAAGAAGCGCCAGUCGUCCGAGUCAGACCUGGACAGCGUAAUGUUCACAAUUGAAGCGGUCGCAAAAGGUACUUGGGGCUCAGAAGAGACACCCAAGAAGAAAGCUCGUCCCUCAGAGAGUGAAAGCAGCCCCUCUACGGACCAAUCUCCAUCUGUGAAGAAGAAAAAGUCUAAACCGAAAAAACAGCUCAAGUCAAAAGACGACGCCACAGAAGAAGAGGAAGAAGGGGACGAAGAGGCUGAUAAGCCACAGGAUGCGGAGAUAAAAACUGAGGAAGCUCCUUUGACCCCUAAAGCUGAGUUUGAGAAUGAACCAGACUUGGAGGAGGAGCCCCCUAGUGGCCUGGAGGACAUGGAACCACACUGCUCUCCUCUGCAGCCAACGGAACUGGAGGAGAAAGACACAGACACCAAACCACCUCAAACCACACAGGAAGAUAAAGACCUUGAGGUUAAGCCGGAGAAUUGUGGGUCCAGGAAGUCUGAGCGAAGCUGUAAAGGAGCGCUUUACAAGACUCUGGUGUCUGAAGGGAUGCUCACAUCACUGAGAGCAAACGUAGACAGAGGGAAAAGAGGUUCCAUGCGAGGCAGUGUGUCUGAUCAUGAGGGCAGCUGGAAUGAUGAAAGUUGGGGAUUUUCUCAAGCUGCGACCAGCAACCCAAAAAAGCUCAAGAAGUCCAAGUCUAAAGAGGAAACCGCCCAGGGACUAGGAAAGCUUGAGGAGGAGUUCGAGAAAAAGUUCAACAGCUUACCGCAGUACAGCCCCCUGACAUUUGACAAAAAGAGUGUGGCUGUCACCAAGAAGAAAAAAACCAGUACAUCCAGCCCUCCUGAACCACCCAAACCUUGCAAGGGUCCAUCUUCAUCUCAGAAAAAGACCUUAUUCCACAAGAUAGUGAACAAGUACAAACACAGGAAGGAGAAAUCCAGUGGCGCAGACAAAGACCUCGACACACCUGAGCCCAUGGUUACAGAAUCAAGUCCAGUGAAGUCGGGCAGUCCGUGUGUGUCUCCCUCUCCUGAACCCCAGAAGGUUCUGGACACACCUGUGGGCAGUCAGAAAAGGAAGGCCAGGAAGAGUAAGAUCACACACUUGGUGCGCACGGCCGAUGGUCGAGUGUCACCUGCAGAGGCAGAAGACAAAUCUAAGGAUCAGACCAAGAAUCAGGAUGAAAAGCCAUUCACUCAAGAGACAUUAUGCAAUAGCGGGGUCUGCUACAAUGACCCCAGAUCAGCGGAAGUGGACCCACCAGAUACGUCCGGUGGCCUCCCGGCCUUCUUCAGCUUAGCUGCUCUCGCUGAGGUUGCAGCCAUGGAGAAUGUGCACAGAGCCCAGCGUGCUGUGAGCAUCCCCACUGAAGGUCAAGUGAAGGACAUGGCUCCUGUGCUGAUUUCCUGCGCGGACCAGUGAGGCCUCAGCCUGGCUCGGGACGGGUUUAGUCCGGACUGGGCUCAUGUACAGACAUGCUGGGGCCUUAUUCUUGACCCUCGGCCCCCGAUGCCGAGGAUUUAGAGCGAGCGAGAGCGAGAGAGACUGGAAAGGGAUGAGGGAAGCUUUGAGACGGAUGAAGAUGCUUUAUCCCAGAGGCCUACACCUUACACCCAACCCCACCCUCCCUCCCUCUCACCUCCCCUCAGGGCCCCGGGGGAGCCAAUUCUGGUCCCUAAGCCUGUUUCCUCUUGUGGCUCUGGACCAGUUAUCUGAUUUUCACAAUCUGCAAGAAAUGGCUACUAUUUAAGGUCAAGUUUUGCCUACAAAAAGUGCAUUUGAAGCUUGUCUUUCUCUAUCUUUCUCGUUUCUGUUCCUGGUUGGCUUCAUUGCACAAACGUCUUUCUCACACAGCAGAGUACGUCUUCUCUCGAUCAGAGGAACGUUUUGUGGCUUCCUGCCCCCUUUACUGCUCUGAAUCUUAUGAAGCGAGAGAGAACGAGUGUUUUCAGACUGCUCAGCCUCAUACCUCACAAACCUGUUCAGAUUUUUUUUCUCUGCACAGAAGCACCACCUUCACCUUCAUAAUGCACAGUCAAUGCCUAGAUGCCUCUUUCUUUCAAGCAAUGACCCUCAAUGUGUCUGGUGCCUCUAUUGAUGAGAGUUAACCACCUGUAAUUCUCUCAAAAACAGCAGCGCGAUGUGGGAAGCGAGGUGUUUGCACAAGACGCGCUGCGGUCGCAGGCAUACCGACGAGCAGGGUCCAAAAUUAGUGUUUGGCAGCAUUGAAUAUUUAUAUAUGUGUGUGUGGGUAUAUAGAUAUACCACCGUUCAAAAGUGUGCGGUUGGUUUUGACAGAGGUGUCAUAUGCUCAGCAAGGCUGCAUUUAUUUGAUCAAAAAUAAGUAAAAACAGUAAUAUUGUGAAAUAUUAAUAUUCAAUAUAUUUUAAAAUGUAAUUUAUUCCUGUGAUCAUUAUGCCAAUCUUCAGUCUCACAUGAUCCCUCAGAAAUCAUUCUAAUAUGCUGAUUUGCUGCCCAAAAAACAUUUCUUAUUAUUAUCAUUCU
Molecule: messenger RNA, 3991 nt
Organism: Pimephales promelas (fathead minnow)
Lineage: Eukaryota; Metazoa; Chordata; Actinopteri; Cypriniformes; Leuciscidae
Gene: bbx
Product: BBX high mobility group box domain containing
Biological process (GO): regulation of transcription by RNA polymerase II
Cellular component (GO): nucleus
Molecular function (GO): RNA polymerase II transcription regulatory region sequence-specific DNA binding; DNA-binding transcription factor activity, RNA polymerase II-specific
Source: RefSeq, a predicted model, not a curated record